This is a messenger RNA of Penaeus chinensis, 690 nucleotides long. RefSeq lists its product as uncharacterized. The coding region runs from base 4 to 690 and encodes 228 amino acids. The record is from RefSeq and is a predicted model, not a curated record. Lineage: Eukaryota; Metazoa; Arthropoda; Malacostraca; Decapoda; Penaeidae. The transcript has 3 exons.
UAGAUGCGAAUAGUUGACAGAUGUCGAGUAAAUCUUAUUCAUGGAGACCGCAUAUCUUGCUCAUCCCCGAUCCGCAGUUCCUUGAAUCCCAUCCCCGUCGCGUUAACUGCCGUGUUUCCUACAGGCCAGUGUCGAGUCAGCUGCUGGAAGAAUAGCAAGUGCGGCGCGUGGUCGGUUAGCAAGCGUCAGAACAGGACUGAGUGUAGAAUGGCCAGCAGAAGUCCUAUAAAGUCUAAGCUAGAGGAGGACUCCAGAUCCACCUACUUCUUCAUGAGAAAUUCUGUACCCGGCCGGUACGUCUUCGGGUCGGACAACCUGCUGUACUUGCAGUCGACUCGUCUUUUUGGAACCUUCCAUUUCGCCGUCGCGAUCUGUAAGAAGAUCCCCGGCCACCGCCUCGCGAUAUUCAGGAAGGUGGAGCCUCUGGAGAACCUGGAAGGAAUUCUGUAUGGGAAUGCUGAGAGAGAAAACGUGAACCAAGUCGCCUACAUCGACUUGAGGAACACCUCCCGAGGCCCCGCGUUCGGAGACGGGACGCUCCUCAGCGACACCGAAAUGGGACGACUCGAGAUAGUCAACGCCACCACAGGCCGGGUCUUCGUCCACUGGAACAACUCGCUCGUCGGCGUAUCUACGGACGUAUUGAGGCAGUUCAUCUGUCAGGCAAAUCCGUUGGGUGUCGAGUGGUAG